CCAGAAAAGAAGGGCAGCCUGUUUUUUUUUUCUGGCUGGGCAAGUCGAAUUUUGAAAUAGUCCACUUCCUUGUGUAAAUUUCCAUGACACCUCACUUUAUUAUACUUGCAAUUUUUUGAUAAGAUGUCACUAGUUACGUAAUAAUGCGAAAAGCUACCUUUUUCCAAAAGGGGUGACAUUAGUGUUAGUCAAAGAGAGAAUUUCAUGCAUAGCCAAUAUUCAGGUAUCACAAUCUGCAAGUCUAAUUUUCUUAAAUAAAUAAGAGUGCCAAGCUGACGAAUUAGUUAGUAAGAAGAUGUACAUUUAGAUUCAUAAAAGAAAUGCCCACUAAACAAACAUUUGGUUGACUGGAAAAUCAUCAUAAUAUAUAUGCCUUUUAAUUAACCUUCCCUUUGGCUUGUUUAGCACGGUAUGCUUGCUUUAUAUAGCGUCUGGAGACCAAGCAUGGAAGACCAGCAAGCAACCAAGUAUGAGAACGCCUCAUGGAGCGCUCCUCUUGCUCUUCAUCCUGGCGUGCCUCCGCGGUGCGUACUCCGGUGGCGGCCGGAGCCGCUUCACCUCCAUAAUCAGCUUCGGGGACUCGUACGCCGACACGGGUAACUUGGUCAUGUGGGCUGAUCCCGUCCUUCCGGGUCUACCACUCAAGAACCUCCCCUACGGCGAGACCUUCUUCGGCCACCCCACCGGACGAGCCACCGAUGGCCGACUGGUCCUGGACUUCAUCGCCGAGGCUUUGGGUCUGCCUUCCGUGCCGCCGUACCUCGCAAAGGGGAGCAACUUCUCCGCCGGAGUAAACUUCGCCGUGGUAGGAGCGCCGGCUCUGAACCUGACAUACCUGCAAGGACUGAACUUGACCGUGAACCCUCCGAUCAACAGCUCCCUCCACGAUCAGCUCGCGUGGUUCCAGAAACUCAAGCCUUCCCUCUGCAAGGGGCAAGGUACUGACUGCUUUGAGAGCUCCCUGUUUGUCAUGGGAGAGUUUGGAGGAAAUGACUACAUAAGCUUCCUUCUGUCCAACAGAACUGUUGAACAAGCCAGACCUUAUGUUCCUCAAAUUGUCGACAGCAUUUCCAGAGGCGUAGAGAGACUAGUCCAGCAUGGCGCAAAGUACAUCGUUGUGGCAGACAUCUUCCCAAUUGGCUGCCUACCGGGAGCGCUCACAAAGCUUGCUAACCCAAACAAGGUGGAGUAUGAUCGGCAUGGAUGCCUGAAGAGAGUGAAUAGGUUGGCCCGCUACCACAACUCUCUCCUCCGUCAACAGAUCAUGAUGCUCCGGUACAAGUACCCACAUACUAAGAUCAUUGUCGUGGAGUACUACAAACCCUUCCUUGCAUUUUUAGAUAUGCCAGAACAUUUUGGACUGAAUAGCAGCACAACCCUCCUCACCUGUUGUGGUGCAGGAGGCCCUCCUUAUAACUACGACUUCAACGCAGGGUGCGGCCUGCCGAGUGUGACAGCAUGCGCAAAUCCAUACCAAGCGCUUCAGUGGGAUGGUUUCCACCUUACGGAGUCCGCCUACAGGACCGUUGCCAAUGGUUGGCUCCAUGGCCCCUACGCCGAUCCACCAAUAAUGCACGUUGCACGCUAGUACACCCGUAGUUUGUUUCUUACUGGCCUAAAACGCCAUAUGUACUAGAGUUGAAAAUUCAGAUCCACGGGCAUGUGUAAAUUUCUGUCUCUAUAUGUAUUUGGCUUGGAACAGACAUCUAUUCAACUAAACUAGUGGGGCAACCCAUACAUUU
This is a messenger RNA of Aegilops tauschii subsp. strangulata, 1742 nucleotides long. Its product is annotated as GDSL esterase/lipase At1g28600. Gene Ontology annotation, molecular function: hydrolase activity, acting on ester bonds. Lineage: Eukaryota; Viridiplantae; Streptophyta; Magnoliopsida; Poales; Poaceae. The record is from RefSeq and is a predicted model, not a curated record.